UUUUACGCAAUUUUGCUGAGUGAUACUCUUUGGUUUUGCUCCCCGAGAGACAGCUGUGAACAGACACCUCUGCAGGGCGGAGGAGGGUCCUGGGAGGGUCAAAGGAACGGGGAGAUCGUCACCCUGUGACGCCAACGUUGUGACGCAGUCAGUCUAUAGUGCAGCUACAAAGGGUUGAUCUGUUGGAUUUAAAGUUUGAACAUGGUGUUUCGUUAAAAUGGUUAAUUUUUUUCAUUUGAACUAUGUCGACUGUAGAAUUGAAAACCCUUUUUUACGAAAGUCGUUAUCCCUCAGGAUGGGCUACAGUUUCUCUACUGCUUUAUGCACCUAUUGGACUAAUUCUAGUGGUGUUAAGAACAUUCAUUGCUCUUCAAGCAUUAGUUGCAGCUGCAGUUCUUCCAGAACUUUCAAGUGUGAGAAGGUUUGUUCUUCGGUCCAUGUGCGUUGUAUUGGGCAUAGUUGUUAAAGAAGAAAAUGUGUCUCAGAGAAAUGAGAAUGCUCGAGUAAUUGUAUCCAAUCAUGUAUCUCCUUGUGAUCAUCUUGCUGUACAUGUCUUAUCCAGUUGUGUUACUCCAUGUACUUGGGGACAGCCUGCUCCCAUAUUCCGUGUCAUUGGUGUAAAAGAUUUCAAUCUUUCUCAAGGUGUUGAUGCUGUUGUGACAAAAAUUAAUCAUCAUUUAGAACAGUAUUCCACCCCAGUUUUGGUGUUACCAGAAGGCUCAACAACCAGUGGGAAAACUGGGUUAUUGAAAUUUGCAGUGUGGCCAUUUCGCAUUAGAAGAUCAGUUCAACCUGUUCUCUUGAAAGUUUGGCGGCCUUAUGUGACCCAGGUAGCUCCUACUGCACUUGUUUCAAGUUUUUGGGCUGAUAUAUUUUGGUUUUUGUUCUCUCCAAGUACUGUUUUUACAGUCAGAUAUCUUCCAGUGGCUGAGCAAGAAGAAGAGGAAACUGACUUGCAGUUUUCAGUUAGAGUUCAACAGAUGAUGGCUGAUGCAUUGGGAGUGGUUGCUACAAAAUAUACAAGUGGAGAUAAGGCUGAAUAUGAAAAAAGAUACAUUUUGGAGCUUAACAGACCAGUUCCAUCGUAUUCCAGUAACUCAGAAUUGCAGCGAAUGGCUCGCCAAGUUCGAGAUGUUCUUCCACAUGUGCCCUAUGAUGUUGUAGUGAGAGAUUUAAGCAGAACGAGAAGCAUUGAUGUAACAAUUACAAAUAUAUUAGAAGGACAUAUUUCUUUCACACCUUUGCCAGAGCCUCAACAUGAGGCAGUUCAUGUACUUGGUACACAAACAACAGAUGAAAAUUCAGUUUCUUUUGUUGCCCCCACGACUAGCACACAGGGGACAUCCUUUCUGGAUACCUCUGCUCCUUCAUUUCCUCGCUCAGCUCAAGAGAGGAUGCUCUCCUUUAACGAGCGAAAGGCUCGGCUCAUAGAGAACGCUCGUCAGAAGUACAUCGAAAAGCAUGGUUUGAAGCUAGUGGGUUUCAACUGUUGAUAUACAAACAUUAAUUGCAGUACAGGAAUGAAACUUCAAUUUGAUGUUUCUGGAAGAGUUUCCUGUAAUGGACUUUAGGAAAUGAUUGUGAUGUACAGAUCAAUAGAUAGAUUCCAGUUUUGACUUAAGUUUUAAUUCUUCAGCGGGGGUCAUGUUUAGGCGUAUUUUCUUUUGAUUAUUUAAGUUGUGGUGGGUUAAUUAAUCAUGUACAUCACGGUUUAUGAAAAUUAAUGAUAUUUAGUUUCUUGUAUUCUUUAUACAGUUCAAAUUAAUUAUUUUCAAAAUAAUUGUAGUACAGUUGAUGAAAGUGCAGUUUCUCAUUGUACUAUAGGCAUCAGUAGGAAUUUCAUAUGUGCAUUUAUGUGCUACUUCGCUUUUAUUUUCAGUGAUUUUGUGCUCUGGAUGCAGUGCUGAAAAACAUUGACAUCACAUAAUGUCAAAAUAUAAGCAAUACAAGACCAGUAGCAUACAAUUUUAGUCAUUUAGAAAAAAUGUAAAGGAAGCAAAUUGUUUGAAUAUGGUCCCGUGCAUGUCCUAUUUCAUGCAUCAAACAAAUUAUCAAGUUUUUAUCAACAAUAAAGAGAUCAUUCUGAAGAGCCUUUUGUUUCUUCUCUUCUUUCACUAACUGUACACUGUGAUUAAAAUAGACUUGGAACGUUUGUACUUUUUGUUUAAUUACUGCACUCUUUUGUAUAGUGUUUCACAUUUUUAAGGCAUAUUUAAUAGAUCAAAAUUCUUCAAUUUUUCUAAUUCUCUUUGAAAAUCUAUUAAUAGUUGAUAUUUAGGGAUUCAUUGAAUUUGACAAAUUCCAAGUUGUUCUGUUUGAUUGUCCAUAUUUAAUUUCAACUUUCAAGAGUGGGCGUUUAAAGUUCUCGCUAAUGAAAUAUGUUCUCAAGGUUUCCAUCUACUUCACUGCAAAGUUCAAAAGUUUCUUUAGAGAUGAUUUUCAUUUGUGCUAGUAGACUUCUUUGAUGCCCAGCUUCUUCGUUGGUUUCUUCAUGCCAUACUUUUUGCACAGACUUUAUAAUAAUAUCAGUUAUGGUGUAAAAUCUAACAUUCAUUUACAUUUCAAAAUAAAAAAAUAAUCUUAUAUUUUGAUCCAAGUCUAAGCAAGCCAUUCCAAUAUAAAUAUUACAUUUCAUUCUUAGGGCCAGUUUAAAUCUGGGUUAGCAAAAUUUUUAUUUUUCAUCAGAUAUGAUCCCUCCUGUAGGGGCUGAUGGGUUUCUGAAGCAAUUUUUGAUCCUCUUUUCUUUUUCUUUUUUUUCUCUUCUUUCUUUUUUACCAAAUACAGGUGUAAGGUAAUGUAGCAACAUGAAUUAUGAUAUGAUGACAAAAACACCUGUGUCAUAUAUAUCAAUAUAUUAACAUUGUAUUCUUUGGUCUCAUUUCAUUCCUUAUUAGAAAGUUACUUAGAGUAUAUGAUCUUCUCAUAAUAGUUUACUUGCCUUUUUGUCGAAUUUUUAAUGCAAGUUAUGUGUCAACUUGCCUUUCUUCUUGCAGUGUCUGGCAACAAACAGUUUCAUACAUAAAUCUCUGUCCAAAAUCGGUAAAUUGUAGAUUUCAAAUAUUUGACUAUUGUCUCAUUCCCUUUUCCUACAAUUUUAACUGCCUUAACAGCCGAAAGUUGCAACAUUUGCAUGCAUCCCUUUGUGACUGGACUCUCUCUUACACUGGUUUCUGACAAAGUUUCUUCUGCUCUGCUGUCUUCAAUCUACCACCAUCUCCCAAACAAAACACACCUUUUUCAGCAUUUAUCCUCUUAUUCUAUCGCAUCAUAUGUACAUCAUUCCUUAGCAAAUUUUGUUUCGCUUUUUUGUGGGCCCUCAUCUCAGAAAGGCUACUAUCGUUUCAGUAAAUUUUUCUGUUGGUCAACUAAUUCUUUUGUCAUCAAUUUUUAAUUUUGAUAAUUUUUAUUUUCUAAAAACUUGCAUUUACAAUGCAGUGUUUUUCAUUGUUGCACAUAAAUACAUUAUGGGAUUGCCUUGUAACAUGCAACCUGUCACAAUAGUGACUGUCGAAAAUAGCAUGGGACCACAUUGAGACAAUUUAAAGGCAACUUACGACAGUCAAAUAAAGAAAUGAAAAAAUGGAAAAAAAAAAUGUUACACUUCAAUAAUUGAGACUGAGGAAUAUUCCUCCUCUAAGCAUUCUAUCAGAUUAGCUGUAAAUUUCAUUGCAUUAAAAGUAUAAGUAUUAUUUUCAAAACUACAUUAAUGUUUCGUUUUUAAAUAAUUGGAGUUAAAAGACUGAUCAUAUUGUAUGUACUGCAAUGCAGGAAAAUAAAUAUCUAGAAGGUUUCGUAAUUAAAUUGUGCUUGGGGAUCCAAUUAGGAAAGACAAGGGCUAUAUAUUAAAAAAAGAUACGUAUAGUCUAAACAUGAGCAUGCUUUGUGUCCAUGAAAAUAUUAAAUGUAUGUUUUUGAGAAAAUUUUGUUCUGGGUGAAUAAUUUACAACUUUUGUGUCAGCAGUUGUUGUUAGAAAUGCUAUUAUUUUUAUUGAAAUAAAAGUAAGAAUUUUUACAGAUACGACAGUAAAGUAGAUCUAAGGCUUUGCUUAUAUUUCUUUUCUUUUUCAUUUCCCUUCUGCUGUUCUUGUUGUUGGUUUUUUUUUUUAUGGACACAAAUAUCACUCUGCAGAGGACGGUGUAAUUGAGAAUAUUUAAUAACACAAAAGGGCAGUCGAAAAAACUAGCCCUAGAUAGUUACUGCAAUGUCUGAUACAACCAACGUUAUUGCAGCUUUUAUAGGGAUCGUUUGUGGAUUUGCAAGUUAAAUUUCAGGAACACAACUUUGUUAGUUUCACUUCUAAUGUGCAUUGCAUGUGAUUGUUUAACUUUUGUAAGUAAAAUGGCAGUUAUUGAGAGAAGGAAGAACCGUGCUAUCAUUGAAUAUCUUCUUUUGAAAGGAUUGUUGUGGGAGGAAAUUGUGGAGGACAUUCACAAGACACUUGCUGAUAGUUCUCCAUUUAAUGGACAGUGAGAAACUGGGUGGCCGACUCCAAACUUCGAAGAACCAGAAUGGAAGUGUGCCAAGGCUUGGAAGGCCAAUCAUCAUUGCCACAGAAAAAUAGUGGUGCUAAAACAGCACAUACUUUCUCAGUUUUAGUAAUGUUAUGUAAUAUUUAUACCACAAUUUCUCUCCGAAUUAACCCAUCUGUCAUAAUUUUUUGUAAAACUCAUUUGAAAUCUUAGAACUUUUGAUGUGAAAAUUAGUGUCUAGGAAUAGAUUUAUUAUUCAAAACUAAAUGAAAAUA
Gryllus bimaculatus (two-spotted cricket) is the source of this 4745-nucleotide messenger RNA. NCBI's taxonomy places the organism in Eukaryota, Metazoa, Arthropoda, Insecta, Orthoptera, Gryllidae. The record is from the annotation of a GenBank genome assembly.